Messenger RNA from Orycteropus afer afer, 1515 nucleotides. Lineage: Eukaryota; Metazoa; Chordata; Mammalia; Tubulidentata; Orycteropodidae. The record is from RefSeq and is a predicted model, not a curated record.
AUGUCGGUGCAGGUGGUGGUCCCUGGAGACACGGGGCUGGGCCCAGAGCGCCUGAGCCCGGAGGAGCUGGUGCGGCAGACGCGGCAGGUGGUGCAGGGGCUGGAGGCGUUGCGGGCGGAGCACCGAGGCCUGGCUGGGCACCUGGCUGAGGCCCUGGCGGGACAGGGCCCGGCGGCCAGCUUGGAGCUGCUGGAGGAGAAGCACCAGGUGGUGAGCCACUCGCUGGAGGCCAUCGAGCUGGGGCUGGGCGAGGCGCAGGUGCUGCUGGCGCUGUCGGCCCACGUGGGCGCACUGGAGGCCGAGAAGCAGCGGCUGCGGGCGCAGGCCCGGCGGCUGGCCCAGGAGAAUGUGUGGCUGAGGGAGGAGCUGGAGGAGACGCAGCGGCGCCUGCGGGCCAGCGAGGAGGCCGUGGCCCAGCUGGAGGAGGAGAAGAACCACCUGGAGUUCCUGGGGCAGCUGCGGCAGUACGACCCGCCCUCAGAGAGCCAGCCCGAGUCCCCGCCUCGCCGCGACAGCCUGGCCUCGCUGUUCCCCAGUGAGGAAGAGGAAAGGAAAGGUCCCGAGGCGGCAGGGGCUGCAGCAGCCCAGCGGGGCGGCUAUGAGAUCCCAGCCCGCCUCCGGACCCUGCACAACCUCGUGAUCCAGUAUGCGGGGCAGGGCCGCUACGAGGUGGCCGUGCCGCUGUGCCGCCAGGCCCUGGAGGACCUGGAGCGGAGCUUGGGCCACGGCCACCCAGACGUGGCCACCAUGCUCAACAUCCUGGCGCUGGUGUACCGGGACCAGAACAAGUACAAGGAGGCCACGGACCUUCUGCAGGACGCCCUGCAGAUCCGGGAGAAGACGCUGGGCCCCGAGCACCCGGCGGUGGCCGCCACCCUCAACAACUUGGCAGUCCUCUACGGGAAGCGUGGGCGCUACCGGGAGGCGGAGCCCCUGUGCCAGCGCGCCCUGGAGAUCCGAGAGAAGGUCCUGGGCGCCAACCACCCGGACGUGGCCAAACAGCUCAACAACCUGGCGCUGCUCUGCCAGAACCAGGGCAAGUUCGAAGAGGUGGAGCAGCACUAUGCCCGCGCCCUGAGCAUCUACGAGGCCCUGGGCGGGCCCCACGACCCCAGCGCGGCCAAGACCAAGAACAACUUGGCCUCAGCCUACCUGAAACAGAACAAGUACCAGCAGGCAGAAGAGCUGUACAAAGAGAUCCUCCGGCGGGAGGACCUGCCUGCCCCCCUCGGAGCCCUCAGCACGGGCCAAGCUGGAGACACAGACCAACAGGCCCUCCGUCGCAGCAGUUCCUUCUCCAAGCUCCGCGAGUCCAUCCGGCGGGGAAGCGAGAAGCUGGUCUCCCGGCUCCGAGGUGAAGGGAUGGCGGGUGCAGCCGGGAUGAAGAGAGCCGUGUCGCUCAACGUGCUGAAUGUGGAUGGCCCGAGGGCUUCUGGGGCUCAGUCCCCCAGCCAACACCUGAGCGAGGCCUCGAGGACCCUCAGCGCCAGCACCCAGAACCUGGGCCGCCGCUAA